AUGGGUAACGAAUGGGAAGGUGGUGAUGUAGAAAAGGGUGCAAAAGUUUUCAAAACUAAAUGCGCACAAUGCCAUGUCGUUGAGAAAGGAGCUGGUAAUAAACAAGGACCUAAUCUUAAUGGUUUAUUCGGUCGACAAACUGGUCAAGCUCCAGGAUUUAACUAUAGUGAUGCUAACAAAAACAAAGGAAUCACUUGGGGUGAAGAUACACUUUGGAUUUAUUUAAAAGAUCCAAAGAAAUACAUUCCCGGUACCAAAAUGAUCUUUGCUGGAUUGAAGAAAGAAGAUGAACGACGUGAUUUAAUUGCUUAUUUAAAAGACGCCACAAAAUAA
Molecule: messenger RNA, 333 nt
Organism: Rotaria sp. Silwood1
Lineage: Eukaryota; Metazoa; Rotifera; Eurotatoria; Philodinida; Philodinidae
Source: the annotation of a GenBank genome assembly